AUGUGGAGAUUUCGAUCAAUAAGGAUUUCAAAGCAUUUGCAAGACCUUCGAUGGCCGGAUGCUACACCUGGGGAAAUACUAAAAGUGAUGUCAAUAUGUCAAAUAAGAUCAGGCCUAGGAAGGCUCACAAACACCAGAAGCGGCAACGAGCAAGGGCCCCUCUGGACCUACAGGAUAUCGACAUCGAUGCAAUACUAAACAAAAUAAUACAGGAGGAAGCAUACUCAAGCAGAACCUCAAACACUUCAACAUUGGUUGAAAAAGACCUGAAUAGAAGGGAUCAAUCACUCGCGAUAGCUGGACUGCAGAAGGAUUCACAACAACAGAGGACUGUGAACCCAGAGGAGAAGGAAAAGGAGGAAACAGUUGCUCUGCAACCUUUCAAGGGUACUCCUCUCAUCAUCUCUGAUCUUCAAAAGAAGAAUGAUAUCAUGGUUAGUAACUACAAUCAACUCUCCUACAAUUUUUCUUAAUUCUCAUUAGUGAGUUUCCUUGGCCAUUACUUUCUUAAACAUCAUUUGAAAAACAGUGCACGAUAAGCAUUGAAGAAUAUAACGAUUUUAAAUUAAAAAAUACAUGUACAUGUACCAUAUAUCACACAUUGUAGAGGUUUCAUGGUCUUAGUUGCUACGUCACUGGACAGUGGACCACAUGGUUUAUAGGGCUCAAAUUCAUGCAAUAUAUUGCUGCUGCUGGUACGCCAUUAAUAUUAUCAUGUGAUGGUUUCUAACAUGUGAUCUAAGCUUAAAGGGAAAUUAACCUCUCAACUAUAAAGCAUUAUCAUGACAUAGAGAGUAAAAUCAACAUUUCAUUUGA
Messenger RNA from Strongylocentrotus purpuratus (purple sea urchin), 816 nucleotides. RefSeq lists its product as uncharacterized. The transcript is spliced from 3 exons. The record is from RefSeq and is a predicted model, not a curated record. NCBI's taxonomy places the organism in Eukaryota, Metazoa, Echinodermata, Echinoidea, Camarodonta, Strongylocentrotidae. Bases 51 to 473 code for a protein of 140 amino acids.